CAUUUUCAAUUUUUAAUAUAGGAUUACUUCAAACAGACUAAAAAGUGACUAGCAAAUCAUGGCAAAUCAUACUAAAGAAAAUGGAGUACAUUUCGACAGGAACAAAGAAAACAUCAAGAAGUCACCAGACCAAGCCAGCCUGAGUACCGCCAUCAUGUCCAUCCUUGGUGUAAUGUUUGCAAUAUUCUGUGUCGCAUUCCGAUCCACUCUUCUUCAUCAUGGCCAAUCAUUGUGGUUUGCAUCCGGGAACUUCAUAGCCAGGCAGUGGGGAGUCUUCUAUGAUUAUUUUGAUGGAAAUCUGGCUAAAAUGGGAAUAGCUCUUCAUUGUCUAUCUAUGCUGGAGCACUGGCUACUAGGAGGAUUGUUUCUCAUCAUGGAUCUGACCGGAAAACCAAAAUUCAUUACGAGAUACAAAGUGCAGUUAGACCAAACAGAGAUCCCUGCCGGUAAAUUACGAAGGACUUUAUGGACCGUCUUUCUGAACCAAACUCUUUAUAACAUUCCCAUCCUGGUUGCUUUAUACUACGUUGCUGUUUGGAGGGGGUGUGGAUCUACCGUUGAUGAGCUACCAACUUUCCAGACUUUACUUUAUCAGAUAGCUGUCUUUACUGUGGUCGAGGAAUUCGGAUUUUACUAUAGUCACAGAUUACUCCACCACCCAUGGUUGUAUAAGAAAUUCCACAAAAUUCAUCACGAGUGGACAGCGCCUUUUGGUUUGGCGUCUUUUAACGCGCAUCCAAUAGAACACGUCCUCUCAAACUUAUUCCCACCUGCACUGGGCGUGAUCAUUGCUGGUUCUCACAUUUUUGUAGCAUCAGUGUGGUUUAAUGUGGCUCUUUUUGUGUCAAUCAUCACUCAUUCAGGAUAUCAUCUUCCAUUUCUUCCAUCGCCAGAAUUCCAUGACUACCAUCAUUUAAAAUUUACCAAUAACUAUGGAGUUCUUGGGAUACUAGAUUGGCUUCAUGGAACCGAUACAAACUUCAGGAAGUCAAAGCAGUUCAUGAGACACAAGGCACUCCUUGGGUUCAAACCACUUAACCUAUCUAUUCCUGACAAUACAAAAUAAAGCAAAAUAUGAAUCUCGUUUAAAAAAAGCGAUUGCGAUAUAUACUCAAACAGCGAUAUUACGCAAAAGAAAUUUUAAAGAACUUGUGGUGCGUACGUGCCUUAGAAAUUAAAGAGUUAAUCCGGUAUAUUGGUGUUGUAUAUAACUUUUUUUAAAAACCGUUCAUGAUUUUGUACCAAUUCUUUUGUGCAGUAGAGAAAUGUUAGUUUGUUUUAUUAUUCUUUAUUUUUGUCAUUUUUAAGUUCCGUCCUACAUUCCAUUCCAGUCACCAUGCAGGGGCGGCGGAACCGGGGGAGGGGGUACUUGCCCCCCCCCCCAAAAAAAAAAAAUCCCAUUAGGAUAAAUGCG
This is a messenger RNA of Lytechinus variegatus (green sea urchin), 1414 nucleotides long. Its product is annotated as fatty acid hydroxylase domain-containing protein 2-like. Gene Ontology annotation, biological process: sterol biosynthetic process. Gene Ontology annotation, molecular function: C-4 methylsterol oxidase activity; iron ion binding. The record is from RefSeq and is a predicted model, not a curated record. Bases 59 to 1066 code for a protein of 335 amino acids. The transcript has 6 exons. NCBI's taxonomy places the organism in Eukaryota, Metazoa, Echinodermata, Echinoidea, Temnopleuroida, Toxopneustidae.